This is a messenger RNA of Pecten maximus, 2259 nucleotides long. RefSeq lists its product as uncharacterized. The coding region runs from base 195 to 1049 and encodes 284 amino acids. The record is from RefSeq and is a predicted model, not a curated record. The transcript is spliced from 2 exons. Lineage: Eukaryota; Metazoa; Mollusca; Bivalvia; Pectinida; Pectinidae.
UGGCAUCCAAAACUAUCAUUGAGAAAACACAGCUUGAAUCUAUUGAUAAUUCGAAACAAAGUUCCAAACCUUUAGUUUCAUCCCCCUUAAUACACAAAGGAUAUUCAUCUCAACUCAUAUCCAGCAUACAUGUAUUGCCAGAUUACGCUGAAAAGUGGACAGCUACGUUACCAACUGUUACUGCUAAAACCGAGAUGAAAAACAUCAAUGUAUCCGAUCUACAAAGUGUUCUCAUGACUACCAGCUUUCCAGGAUCGUCAACCUUAUCUUCAAUGCCAAUAAGUGUACAGUUGGACAUUGUUUCUUCUUCUUCAGAGUCAAACCAAAUAUUGGAAAUAAAUAAUGACUUAACUGAUAGGCCGCAAAUUGUGACGGACCUCUCAAACCGACUAUUGACAUCUCACAACACAGAAUACAGUAAUGGUCAGAUAUCCGUAUAUCACUCAACAGUCCCCACAGAAUCAACAGAAUAUUACCAAAUCUCUUCCGAGGAUACACUGAUGAUUUCCACGGUGUAUCCUUUACGUAACCAUGUCAGUAUAACGGAUACUGGUCUAAAUGGUACCAAAGAGACGACACACGACGAGCAAACUUUAGCCAGUGUUUAUAGCUUAGAAAAAACAAUGUUAAGCACCGUUUAUCAAAGUGAAAGUAGCUUUAUUCCGUCAGUCACGUCGUUCAUUGACCUUGCACCGUCAUCUUCUUUUGAAACUAUCCGUCAGUAUUCCACUCUGGAUAAUGCAUAUCAUUCCAUGAACUACAUUCAUGAUGAUUCCGAACCAGGCCAUCAUGCAGGAACUGAGGAAACUACAGAUGUGAAAGACAUUGUUGUUAAAACGAAUGAAAAGGAAAUAAAAAUUGAAAUAAACAUCAAUAACAACAUUGUUCAGGAAGAAAGAAAAUCGACGACGAUUACUACAACGACGACAACACAACAGCCUCCACAGAUGCCUUUAGAGUUGAUGGUCAUAUGUGCAUAUAUGUGCCAGCAAAGAGGAUCGCCGAUCCCUCCUUUUUGUGGCUGUACCCUACAAGCAUGGCUGCGCUGACAGAGAACCAGAGCACGUAGAAAACUGAGAUUACGUAAUAUAACAUUCGAUAUGUAGUAUUUCGGGAGAUUCAUUGACUAUAUAUAUAUAUCAAUAAAUAGUCAGUCUAUUGCUAUCCUUAAUAAUGCCUAUUUGGACAAAUUAUUUUGCAUAUAUAAUUCAUUUGAUUGUUGAAUGUCUACCAGUAAAAGUAUUUGUAAAUUGAAAUAAUAUCUGAAUGUUUUUAAAGCCGCAUACUCCCAAAUAAACUACACACACGUAUUAAUGGCAGUCCCAUAUGCUCAGUCACGCUCUCCUACCAUUAACAUGACCGUCGGACUGGACGGUUGACCAAGGGGAAUCCUUGCGACAUCUAUGUAUAUAACUAACUCGCCGCAUUUGAUUUUUUCGCGAGGCAAGAACGAGGCUACAACAACGUACACUACACAUAAACUACACACACGACCGUUAUUUACAUAUCGAGCAUGCGUGAACAUUCCUAUUAAAGCUGUCAUUUGAACACAUUAACAAAAUCUUAUCGUAAUAACUGAUCAAUAUAAACAAUCAUACAUCGUAAUACUUAUUUUAAAAUAUACCAAUAUCAAUAUAACAAAACAUCGUCAAAAAUCAAAUCGGUAAAUUGACAAUGAAUGAAGAAUACGGAAAAAGCUAACCAGCAAUCCAAUGCAAAUCUGGCAAAAUAGGAUUUCGAGUUUGUUUGUUUUGUUUUUUGUUUUUCUUCUUCUUUUGCUAACUUCCAACGUACAUAUUAAGUCUGAAAUCUGUAAAGAGUUCAAAAUGUAAACAUUUAUGUAUAUUUCUUUGGGAGUAUGUGGCUUUAAAAAAACUCAUAAUUUUUCUAUUAACCGUAUUUGUACUGUCGACAAUAUGCACUUUGCCUGUCUGUUUUUUUUUUUUAUAUUUGUUUGUCUUUUCUUAUCAUUUUCAUGUUUCAUAUCAAGAGUUACACAUUGGUAUUCUCCCUAUAAUUAACUCUUGUGUAUUAAAUCAUUCUGGUUUUCCAUUUCUAGCUGUUUAAUGCUUAAAUAUUUUGUUAUGGUCGUAUUACGACAUAUACAUGAACACUGAUUCAAUUAAAAAUAUAAAAGCACUAUUUUAUUCAAACUUUUAAAAAUACCUUUCUACUAUUAACUCAUAUUUCAGAUAUGUAGGUGUAUGUGUAUGAAUUCAUUGAAAUAAAAACAAAACUACUAACAGAUUUGUAAAAAUA